Messenger RNA from Acaulospora colombiana, 990 nucleotides. The record is from the annotation of a GenBank genome assembly. NCBI's taxonomy places the organism in Eukaryota, Fungi, Glomeromycota, Glomeromycetes, Diversisporales, Acaulosporaceae.
AUGUCGGAAGACACACCUGCACCACCCAUCCAAACAUCAUCUGAGUUCCCCACAGGAUACGGAGACUUCGAAAUUUUAUCUAGUGACAAUGUUGCCUUUUCUUUCCCCAGUGGUAUCUUGGCACAUGUUUCUCCUGUAUUCAAAGAUAUGUUUUCUAUUGGGUCCAAUAAUACGAACCGACAUGAAGCCCUGCGAUUGAAUGAUGACGCUGCCACAAUCAAACAGCUACUUCUGUUCAACGAUCCAUUGAGGGAACCCGUAAGUAUCUCAAAAGAUACAGCGAUUCCCUUCUUAGAAGCGGCAAUGAAGUAUCAAGUAUCAAGGAUGCUUUCUACCUUCGAAAAAUGGGCUCUUAGUAUGGACAAUCAAUCACAUUAUUUGCACAAAGAAGAUAUAAUGAUGAUACUGAGCCUUGCCGAGAAAUACCGUUUGCAAGAACUCGGGAGUGCUGUCAUGUGCCAUGUGAUCAGAGCCAAAAAAGCGGCCAUUUUCUCAAAAAUUCACACUCUCAGCCUCACCACAUCUGUGCAAGUUCUAGAAAACCGAAUAGAAAGAACUGAAUGGCUCGUCAAGAAAUUCCUGGAGUUCAUAAAAGUACCACUGUCUGCAGUGGAGAAGAGACUUGCCGAAAUUAAUGAAAAUCCCCAUUCGCGUUCUUCAAACCCAUCCCCUUGGCAUACUGCUGCUGUACGAGCUACCCGAGACCAGAUCUGUUCUGCCUGCCUUGCAAGGUCACAUGGUCUAAUUUUAAGUGUCAUCACUCGAUUACAUUCUGAGCCGAGCUGGCAGGCGCUCACAUCAGAAACUCAGAAUUUAAAUACAGAAUGCCAAAAAUGCGAAACCAAUUUAUGGGAUAUCAUAACAGGAGGAAACUCUAACGGUGCGACAUUUCCACGAUCAUUUUAUGAUGCACAAUCUCAAUGGAGAGCCUUACGAGAGGAAGUUGCGCGUGUGGAGUCAGAGAAGAUCCCUCUGAAGAGUCUCAUUUGA